Molecule: messenger RNA, 1351 nt
Organism: Sipha flava (yellow sugarcane aphid)
Lineage: Eukaryota; Metazoa; Arthropoda; Insecta; Hemiptera; Aphididae
Product: protein will die slowly
Exons: 8
Coding region: 138-1145 (335 amino acids)
Cellular component (GO): Set1C/COMPASS complex
Molecular function (GO): histone binding
Source: RefSeq, a predicted model, not a curated record
AAUGAUCCACUGUCUCAUGGGCCACGACCAAAGCGGCACAGCGUCUGUUAUGGUAGUGUACCUUUCUUAUUUACGUUUUUCAUCACAGCAUUGAAUUUUUUCUUUUAAAUCAUCUACUCUUCUAAGCUCAUAUCAUCAUGGUACCUAUGGGCCCAAGUUCGCAAAUUGGCGGUCCACCACUCGGUCAAAGUAUGCAACCAGCCAGAGACCGAGAAAAAUCGUCCAGCAAUGUGAAACCAAAUUACUCAUUGAAAUUUACUUUGGCUGGUCAUACAAAAGCUGUGUCUUCCGUUAAAUUUAGUCCCAACGGUGAAUGGCUUGCCAGUUCAUCUGCUGAUAAGUUAAUUAAAAUUUGGGGCGCUUAUGAUGGCAAAUUUGAAAAGUCUAUUGCUGGACACAAAUUAGGAAUCAGUGAUGUUAGCUGGUCAUCUGAUAGCCGUCUUCUAGUAUCUGCUUCUGAUGAUAAAACAUUAAAAGUUUGGGAAUUAAGCUCGUCAAAAUGCGUCAAGACUCUUAAAGGUCACAGUAACUAUGUUUUUUGCUGUAAUUUUAACCCUCAAUCAAAUUUAAUAGCUUCUGGAUCUUUUGAUGAAAGUGUGCGUAUUUGGGAAGUUAAAAGUGGAAAAUGUUUGAAAACACUACCUGCACAUUCAGAUCCAGUCAGUGCUGUUCAUUUUAAUAGAGAUGGAUCACUUGUAGUAUCUAGUAGUUAUGAUGGUUUAUGUCGUAUUUGGGAUACUGCCAGUGGUCAAUGUUUGAAAACACUAAUUGAUGAUGACAAUCCACCAGUUUCAUUUGUGAAAUUUUCACCAAAUGGUAAAUACAUAUUGGCUGCAACACUAGAUAAUACUCUAAAAUUAUGGGAUUACACAAAAGGAAAAUGUCUAAAAACAUAUGUAGGACACAAAAAUGAGAAAUAUUGUAUAUUUGCAAAUUUUUCUGUAACAGGUGGAAAGUGGAUAGUUUCUGGAUCAGAAGACAAUAUGGUUUAUAUUUGGAAUUUACAGUCGAAAGAAAUAGUACAAAAAUUACAAGGGCAUACCGAUGUAGUCUUGUGUACGUCAUGUCAUCCUACAGCAAAUAUAAUUGCAUCAGCAGCAUUAGAAAAUGAUAAAACUAUAAAACUUUGGAAAAGUGAUACUUAAAGGUUAAUUAAAAGAUAAAAAUAAUUCUUCAUUGCAUAAUGUGUACAAAAGGGAUGGUUAUAUUCUCCUGUCUAUUGUCUUAUUGUAAUUUUAAAAAAUGUAAAAAGAUCUACAGUAAUAGUAAAUGUUUUAUCUAUGUGUUUGGUUUUUUUUUGCUCAAAAUUAUACACUUUUCACAACAAUACAAAUGUACAGUUUUAUUAAUU